AUGAGUGAAUAUCUUCCCUCGUUCAUUGUGGAACCUGUCCUGCGCCAGGCACGGCGAUUCUCUCGACUCAGCACCACCGCAGAAGAUUCGCCCGGUUUCCUCCCUGCGGUACCCGAUCUGCAGCGCUGGAGCCCCGCUCGGUUUUGGACUACAUCACCCCCUCUUUCGCUGGAAGAUCCUCUUGUCGAGCCGACGGCUGAGAACAGAGAGACCACGGUCCAGUCUAUCACCAGAACCAUCCAACUAUGGGCUGCUCAACUCAACAGCUUCGACACCAUUCCUUCUCCUCUUUUGGAGCCAAUGGAUGACCUGGAAAGAGAGCCGGCGCAACAUACACUAAGAGACCAGCCGUCCACAACCGAAUUUCCCGCCCUUGAACCUGAGCUGGAACCUCCUCCUCGACCUGUCCGGCUCGAAACCCUCCGCAACGACAGUGAAACCUCCCUAAAUCCUGCCAACGAAUUGUCCUAUCAGUCCCGUGUCCAUGAAGAUAACUCAAGGCCUCAUGCAACAUCUGACCCCGUUGCCGCGCCCGACACGGAUCCAACGAGACUAGGACUGGGGACAGGUGCACAGAAUGGAGAUAAUGUCAGCGACCGGAGAAGAGACGGGUCAGGAACCCUGCCAGAAGAUGACGGCAUGGGAGCCCUCAGACAGAAGAUCAGCUCUAUAUGGUCAGGGCCGGGCACUGCUGCGGAGAAGUCGAAACUCGUGCAUGGCUUGAUGAUGGAACGGUACCAGAAAGGCCAUGCUGGGAAACGGUCCCCUCUGAAAACACUCGAGUUGCCUCAUCGCUUAGACUCCCCCACCUCGACAAUCUCCACCCCCGGGCAGGAAAUCAACUGGAGUCUCACUGAAAAGGACCUUCAGCCAACAUACGCACCAGUCCACCCGGACGACAUGAAUGCGUCUGGAGAAUUGGCCAAACCUGCGCUUGGCUGUGUCCAUUACAUACGCAAUGUCAAGAUGCAGUGCAGCAGUUGUGAAAGAUGGUACACCUGUCGGCUCUGCCAUGACGAGGCAGAGGACCAUACUUUGCCCCGUCGAGAAACUAAAUACAUGCUUUGCAUGCUUUGCCAAACCCCACAAGCGGUGGGUCAGGUGUGCAAGAAGUGUCAGGUCCCUGCCGCACAUUACUACUGCCCCAUCUGCAAGUUGUGGAACAACGACCCUGACAAGUCGGUCUAUCACUGUGACGACUGCGGUAUCUGUCGACUCGGCGAAGGUCUCGGGAAGGACUUUUUCCACUGCAAGACAUGCGCCGCUUGCAUGUCGAUCGCGGCCGAAAGCACUCAUAAAUGCAUUGAACGGAGCACCAAGAGCGAUUGUCCCAUCUGCGGUGAAUACAUGUUCACCUCAAAUAAGCCCGUUGCAUUCAUGCGAUGCGGCCACAGCAUUCACGAAGCAUGCUUUGCCGAUUGGUGCAAUACCAGCUACAAGUGCCCGAUCUGCUCCAAGAGCAUUGCAAACAUGGAGAGUCAAUUCCGACGGCUCGACAGACAUAUCGAAGAACAGCCCAUGCCUGAGGAGUAUCGUGACAAUCGGGCGUACAUAUUCUGCAACGACUGCAACAGCCGCAGUGUGACGAGCUAUCACUGGCUGGGGCUGAAAUGUACCAUCUGCGAAUCUUACAAUACGGCUCAGCUGGAGCUUCUGGGUGCAGAGGAAACGCCCCAACUUCAGGAACAGCAGCAGCAGGCUCAGCAAGCAGGAACAUCUGAGGCAGCGCUUACGGCGAGCCAGAGCCAUACACCUACAGGCGAAUUGACCCAGCCCGUCGACAUUGCUAGAGCCUUCAGCGAGGUGCAACCUCGUCCUGUGGAGUCGAGACCGACUUCAGGAACGCCAUUGAGCAGAUCGUCCUGGCUACUACCCACUUCGCCCACCGCUCGGUCGACUCGUUCCAUGUCACCGGUCGUCGGCAGUUAUUUCGGCACGGGGCCACGGUCAUCUGGGACACCUGAAGCGCUACCGUCUCGACGUGGCACAACACCCUUGGACGACGACGAUGAUCUCGAUUUCUGGGGUCGUCCAAACUCACCUCGCCGGGACGAGGCUGAAGGGGAUGAUUCCGAGUCCGGGUCCGAGUCCCAGAGUGACCCUGACGACCUGAUGGAGGACGAUGAUGAUGAAGAAGACGCUAUGGAUUUGAUUGGGCAUAGAUGA
Molecule: messenger RNA, 2166 nt
Organism: Cladophialophora yegresii CBS 114405
Lineage: Eukaryota; Fungi; Ascomycota; Eurotiomycetes; Chaetothyriales; Herpotrichiellaceae
Exons: 1
Coding region: 1-2166 (721 amino acids)
Biological process (GO): protein ubiquitination; ubiquitin-dependent protein catabolic process
Cellular component (GO): nucleus
Molecular function (GO): ubiquitin protein ligase activity; zinc ion binding
Source: RefSeq, a predicted model, not a curated record